UUUGUAUACGUCAUAAACCAGGACUACGCGGUAUAUAUUGUCCACGUCACAUUGCACGAGACAUCACCAUGAUUUUAUAGUUGUUUAUACAAACUUUGAUCUACUUUACAUUAAAAAUAUUCAAUAUUCAUUGAUUUGGAAACAUCAGCUUUACUUCGAAAUCGAUAUAACAUCAUUUGCUAGUGACUGUGACUACAAAAUCGGAGACACAAGCGUAAGAGGACAGGGCCAGCUGUUGCACCGACAAAACCUAAGGAAGUUGGUUGAUUUAUUGGCAGACGACUCGGGAACGGAUGGCGCGAGAGAGGCACACGACUUCUGCACGCUCUUAAUAUGAAUGACUAGGAGUUAAACAUGAUUGAAGAUGUCUUCACAGAAGUUCUAAAACAGAUCAGAAGUAACUCAAACUUACAGAAGACGUGAAGACGGUAUUUCCAAAACAGCACAAUGAUAAUUUUCACAUUACUUGGGAUUCUGUGCCUGACCAGAAUGACUACCGGUAACCAUUGUACAGUCACUGGGACAAAGAAAAACAGAAUGGUGGACUUAGAUAACGCUGGAGACGGCGUCGUGGUGGCGUCAUUAGGAAGUCGGACAUCGAUGACGUCAUCAGAUUGUGUUAACACGUGUUGCCAUACAGCUGAGUGCGAUGUUGCUGUGUUCGACAGCAGAAAUGACAGUAAUACAGAUACGAACUGCCAUAUGUAUACGUGUGAAGGGUGCGAGCUAAAGAAGAAAAGUAGUUUCACCUCAUAUUUCAUCAGCAACGAGAAUGACGUCAAAACCACCACAAAAGGAUCUAUAAAUAGUGAUGCUUCUAGCACGCGGACAUCAUCCACAUCAUCACCAAUGACGACCUCUGAAAAAAAUAAUUCGCCAGAAUUUGAAAAGAUUGUGCUAAAUAAACCCACGGAUACAAUAAAUGUGACAGACACCGUUCCAGAGGCGGAAAACUCCGUGAAAGGAAAUUUACAGGAAUCGGAAAUAGAUAUUCCAUUGGUGAUUCCCGAUUUUGCAUCUAAAUUAGACGAUUCCGAGAUAAUACAGCCGGGUUCGGCCGGAACUGACAGGCCGACGAAAACUGCUUCACCAAACGUUAAUUCGGAUAGCAAUAUUUCUCCGGUAGUACCUGGGUCGAAAACGGGCGGUGUUACAUCCGACACAUCUGGGGCACAGACUAGCGAUAGUGAGUCAAACCCUUCAACGAAAACAAGUGACGAUUCCCCGUCUGGUCAAACAAACACGGAUACCAGUCCCACUUCAGAUAACACACCAUCAGAAAAAACACCAACAGGAUCAAAUGGUGAUACUUCAGGUUCUCCUAUUGACAAAAGUUCAUCAGAUACAUCUCCAUCUUCAGACUCAACUCAGAUAGACUCUUCUAGUGGAAAGCCAUCAACAGUUCCUAACGGGGAUUCCCCAAUAUCAAAUAUUGAUUCAAGUACAGAUACAGCAGCAACCUCGGAUACAGUGCAGACAGAAUCAUCUAAUGAUAAGUCAACAACGGACACAGAUACUGCGGUAUCAAGCACUGCAUCAAAAGUACCGCUACCUUCGGAUGCAACACAGAUUGAUUCAUCACAAGACAACCCGACGACAGACACAUCAGCCGAUUCCGCAGUGUCAGACACUGCUCCGAGCUCAGAUACAUCGCCACCUGCUGAUGCUACACAGUUAGACAUACCUCCCGGAAAUCCAACAGACGGAAUAUCAUCCGAUUCAAAUCCGCCAAGUUCCGACUCCGGUAGUCGGACGCCAUCACCGAAGUCUACAUCCGAAAAUGUACCUAAUAAAGAAGACAUUCCUACCACUCAAACAAAAGUUACUUCAUCAUCAGAUAACUCAAAAGCAGCACCAGUCGACUCCGUGACAUCAGGCAAUGAUGCUGGGAGUAUCAAUCCACCAACAUCGCAAACAGAUAAUUCCGAGACACCGAAAGCUACGUCAAAUUCUGCAACCACUGCAGAUCAACCAUCCGUUGCUGACGUGCCUGAAGGACUGCCCACUGAUGACGUGACAGGGAGUACAGCAAAACAAACAGGUCUGACAGACAAUCAGGCGUCGACAGACAGUGGUUCAAAGGCAGAAGAGGCAGACACACAACAAGCCAUCAAAACAACACCAAAACCUACAACACUGAAACCGACAACUCCAAAACCAACAACACAGAAACCGACCACUCUCAAACCAACAACACAGAAACCAACUACUCCAAAACAAACAACACAGAAACAAACCACUCCCAAACCAACCACUCCCAAACCAACAACACAGAAACCAACCACUCCAAAACAAACAACACAGAAACCAACAACUCCCAAACCAACCACUCCAAAACCAACAACUAAGAAACCAACCACUCCCAAUCAAACAACACAGAAACCAACCAUUCCCAAACCAACAACAAAGAAACCAACCACUCCAAAACCAACAACACGGAAACCAACAACUCCCAAACCAACAACACUGAAACCAACAACUCCCAAACCAGCCACUCCAAAACCAACAACUAAGAAACCAACCACUCCCAAUCAAACAACACAGAAACCAACCAUUCCCAAACCAACAACAAAGAAACCAACAACUCCCAAACCAACAACACUGAAACCAACCACUCCCAAACCAACAACUCAGAAAACAACCACUCCCAAACCAACAACACAGGAACCAACCACUCCCAAACCAACAACUCAGAAACCAACAACUCCCCAUCAGACAACACAGAAACCGACCACUCCAAAACCAACAACUCCAAAACCAACAACUCCCAAUCAGACAACACAGAAACCAACCACUCCAAAACCAACAACACACAAACCAACAACACACAAACCAAAAACUACCAAACCAACAACUCAGAAACCAACCACUCCCAAACCAACAACACAGAAACCAACAACACAGGAACCAACCACUCCCAAACCAACAACAGAGAAACCAACCACUCCUAAACAAACAACACACAAACCAUCCACUCCCAAACCAACAACAGAGAAACCAACCACUCCCAAACCAACAACAUUCAAACCAACAACUCCAAAACCUACAACAAUGAAACCGACAACACAGAAACCUACAACACCAAAACCAACAAAAGGCACCAACAACACCAAACCAACAACACAGAAACCUACAACACAGAAACCAACAACACAGAAACCAACAACACCAAAACCAACAACACAGAAACCUACAACACAGAAACCUACAACACAGAAACCAACAACACAGAAACCAACAACACCAAAACCAACAACACAGAAACCUAACUCCAAACCAACAACACCCAAACCAACAACACAGAAACCUACAACACAGAAACCAACAACACAGAAACCAACAACACCCAAACCGACAAUACAAAAAACUACAACAACCAAACCAACAACACCCAAACCUACAACACAGAAACCAAUAACUCUAAAAUCAACAACACCCAAACCAACAACACCUAAACCAACAACACCCAAACCAACAACACCUAAACCAACAACACCCAAACCUACAACACAGAAACCAACAACUCUAAAACCAACAACACUGAAACCGACAACACAGAAGCCUGCAACGCCCAAACCAACAACACCGAAACCAACCACUCCCAAACUAACAACACAGAAACCAACCACUCCCAAACCAACAACACAGAAACAAACUACUCCCAAAACAACAACACAGAAACCGACAACCCCAAAGCCAACAACUCCGAAGCCUACAUCUCCCAAACCUACAUCACCAAAACAAACAACACCCAAAUCAACAACCGCAAAACCGGCAACACAUAAACCAACAACGCAGACACCAACAACUCCCAUACCUACAACACAAAAACCAACGUCAGAUAAACCAACAACUCCAAAACUAACAUCACUUAAACAUAAAGUUACCACAGCACAACCAACGACACAACAAUCAGCAUCAACAGAAACAACACAAAAGCCGCCUAAGCAAAAACCACAAACAACAACAAAACCAAAGCAAACAACAUCAAAGCGAAUUACAGCUAAACCAAGCACAGCUAAGCCAGCUACAGGAGAGCCAACUGAAAAGCCAAUCAUAACAAGACCAAAUGCUGUAACACCAACAGGAAAGUCAACAACACCAAUUGAAAUCACCAGUACACAGAAAUCUAAAACUCCAAAACCAGAGACACCAAUGCCAACAACUGCACCAAAAACUACACCAAAACAUACCACUCCAACACAAGCAACAGCAAAGUCAACACCAAUAAUUGAAAUCACCAGUACACAGAAAUCUAAAACUCCAAGACCAGAGACACCGAAACCAUCAACUGCACAACAAACUACAUCACAAUAUACCAUACCAACACAUACGAUGGCAAAGUCAGCUGCACAAAAGCUGACAACACCGAAGCCAACAGCACCAAAACCAACAGCAAAAACACCAACAACAUCAAAGCCAAUCAGUCCAAAGACAGUGACAACCGAGCGAACAACAAAAAUACAUACACUUUUCCCCGAAACAACUCCUAGAAUUACAAACGAGCCAACCACAGAAUUACAUAUACAUUUCUCCGAAACAUCAACAAUCCAUAUUAAUCCAACCACAAUACAACAGAUCGACAUGGAACAAGAUCUACCCGACAACUACAACGCUCCAUUUGUCAAUCAUCCUACCAUGGUGGCCACAGCAUUAAUAGCCGCACUGUCCUUCGGAGUCAUCUUCUUCUUUGCUGUUACAGCGAUAGUGGGGAAGAGGUGUUACGAUGGAUGGCAGAGGCGCCAUUACUCUAGAGUUGACUAUCUAAUCAAUGGAAUAUAUAAUUAGGACGCCUUAGUCUGUGUAUUGAUAAUAUUAUUCAUUUGAAAGUAUUAUUUAGACCGUCUCAGUAUGUGUGUAUCCAGUAAUAGGUUCGUCCAAUUAUUCUGAUGCCAGUUUCGACCUUCUCAGAUGACAGAUACUGAUAGUUCAUGUAUACUUCGUAUCAUGAAGCGAAAUGAACACCGACGAAAAGGAAUAGUGUAUGUCAAGGUUGAAAAGAACUACGGACCAAUGUUAACAUCAACGUAAACUCAAUGUUUCGCUUGAACAUUUAUCAUAUGGUGUUUGGUAAAUAUUUGACUCUGUAGAGAUAUCACAUGUUUGUAUAGAAAUCUGAUUCACUUAUGUUAAAACAUAAGACAAGCUAUACUGUAUGAACGUAAAAGUUACGCAUACUUAUUUGUUGUAUUUAUUCGGCAUUCACGGUUUUGCUUUAUUCUUAAUCGAAAUCCCUUAACAUGGUUCAAAGAGAUUAGAUAACAAGUUCAGUGUUCAUAUACGAACAAAAAAGGAGGUUAACUAAGUUCGCGACUAGAACUCGUUUUAAAUAUUUGUACCUUCUUUGAUUUGUAUAAAUUUGUGUAAAUCAAUCGCUGUGUUACUGUAGAUGAAGCUAUAUUGGGGAGUAACGCAUAUGCUAGAACAUUUUUCAGAAUAUAAAGUAUAUAUCCAUUUCAAGGAAAUAUCCUAUCGUCUCCGCCCAUUUGCGUCACAUAUUGCAGUAGGAAGAAUUGAGCUAUUCCUUAAUGACGUUCACAUUUAUUUAUAUACCCUAUUUAUGUGUGUGAUGAUAAUGCAUUUAGUUAUAAUUCAGACCUAAUUUACGUCUACGGUAUAGUUCCAUUCUGAGAGAUGUUCUCGUCUGAUUCAUGUUCACUUAUUUUGUUAAAGUCUCACUCAUUUAGUUUAUUUUAUCCCAUUACAUUAAAUGUAGUUUAUGUCUAAUUUAAUUUAACAUAUAUUGGUCCAUGUCUGUCUCAAAUCUAAUUUAUCUUUCUCAUAUUCGCCUUCGAAAAUUUAAUUUUAAUAUAAUUGUGUGUUAUGUGAUAUUCGCACAUACAGAGGUGUAAUGGUCAUAUAUGUAGUUCAGAAAUUUGUCAUUUCCUCGUUUGAAGAUAUCAUGACUGUUAUUUGGUGAUUUCAAUGUAUUUUCGACAAUCAAAUAAAUGAAGUCACUAUCAACAUACUGUUUUUAAAUUUCAUUCCAUUGUAUUAAUAUAAACAUUAAAUGGUUUAUGUAAAAUUAAA
Molecule: messenger RNA, 6030 nt
Organism: Pecten maximus
Lineage: Eukaryota; Metazoa; Mollusca; Bivalvia; Pectinida; Pectinidae
Product: proteoglycan 4-like
Source: RefSeq, a predicted model, not a curated record